GCGCCGCAACUCUACUGUUUCCGUAGCCAGUGUGUGCUACCAGCAGCUGAGCCCUCAGCCCAGGGAAACAGCUCACUCACGGAAACCGACCAUCCCGACCGAAUCAUGUCACAGAUGCCCCCGUCCAUGGUGGAUUAACGCCCGCAAUCGGAAGAGAACCGCUCGCUGAUCCAUGUCCACGCGCGGCGCUCCGCCGUGCCUCGCAGGGAGCUCGUCGGCGACACCUUCCAUAACAUGGGAGAUUAAAAAGAGAUAUUAAGUGUGCGUCUUGGGCUAGUACGCUAGCAAGCUACCCCCUCCUCCCCCCCCUCCCCUUAGUUGAUCUGUCACCCACACCCUCACCCUCCGUUCUCAAUUUCAACGGUGGAAAAUGAAGAAGUUUAACAUCAGGAAGGUGCUGGACGGCUUGACGGCGUCUUCUUCCUCGUCCGCCCCGGCGGCACCGGGGAGCCGAGACAGCGAGCUGGUCCAAGAGAGUCUUCAGUCGGAGCAUUUCCAGCUUUGCAAGACUGUGCGUCAUGGCUUUCCACAUCAACCAUCCUCCAUGACCUUUGACCCUGUGCAGAAGAUCCUGGCCGUGGGGACGCUGGGUGGAGCAUUGAGACUGUUUGGCCGUUCUGGCGUGGAGUGCUACUGCCAGCACGAGAGUGGAGCCGCCGUCAUCCAGCUGCAGUUCCUCAUCAAUGAGGGGGCGCUGGUGAGUGCCUUAGCCGACGACAGCAUUCACCUGUGGAACCUGAGGCAGAAGCAGCCUGCUAUUCUGCAUUCCCUAAAGUUCAGCAAGGAGAGGAUCACGUACUGCCACCUGCCCUUCCAGAGUAAGUGGCUGUACAUCGGGACGGAGCGGGGGAACAUCCACAUCGUCAACGUGGAGUCCUUCACCCUCUCGGGCUACGUCAUCAUGUGGAACAAAGCCAUUGAGCUAUCCACCAAGUCCCACCCUGGCCCUGUAGUCCACAUCAGUGACAACCCAAUGGACGAAGGCAAGCUUCUGAUUGGUUUUGAAUGUGGGAUAGUGGUGCUGUGGGACCUCAAGUGUAAAAAGGCUGACUACCGCUACAGUUACGAUGAGGCCAUCCACUCGGUGGCCUGGCACCACGAGGGGAAGCAGUUUGUGUGCAGCCACUCUGACGGCACCCUGACCACUUGGAAUGUACGAGUCACCGCCAAGCCUAUCCAGACCAUCACACCACAUGGCAAGCAGCCCAAAGACGGGAAGAAACCAGAACCCUGCAAGCCCAUCCUCAAAGUGGAGUACAAGACCACGCGGGCCGGGGACGCCUUCAUGGUGCUGUCGGGGGGGCUGUCCUACGACACGGUGGGGCGCAGGGCCUGCCUCACCGUGAUGCACGGCAAGAGCACCGCUGUGCUGGAGAUGGACUACCCCAUCGUAGAGUUCCUCACGCUAUGUGAAACUCCAUACUCCAACGACGUCCAGGAGCCGUAUGCUGUGGUGGUCCUGCUCGAGAAGGAUUUAGUGGUGAUCGACCUCGGACAAAUUGGCUACCCCAUAUUCGAGUCUCCGUACCCCCUGAGCAUCCACGAGUCGCCGGUGACCUGCUGUGAAUACUUUGCCGACUGCCCCGCCGAGCUGAUCGCAGCGCUGUACUCGGUGGGCUCCAGGCAGAAGAGACAGGGUUACAGCAAGAAGGAAUGGCCCAUUAGUGGUGGAAACUGGGGCCAGGGGACCCAGAGCUACCCGGAGAUAGUCAUCACUGGACAUGCCGAUGGCUCCCUUAAGUUCUGGGACGCCUCUGCUUUAAUGUUCCAAAUGCUGUACAAGCUGAAAACUGCCAAAGUGUUCGAGAGGCCCCGCGGCAAGGAAGACAAGCCGAGCACAGAGCUGGUGGAGGAGGAUCCCUUUGCCAUCCAGACCCUUUCCUGGUGCCCUGAGAGCAGGAUACUGUGCGUGGCCGGAGUCUCUGCCCACGUCCUCGUUUAUAGGUUCAGCAAGCAGGAGGUCACCACAGAAGAAGUGCAGAUGCUGGAGGUGCGCAUGCAGAGUGAUCUGAGUGAUGUGGAGUCCCCGGAGCCAGCGGGGGAUCAGACCCCCACACUGCCCGCCCCGGGGGCCGCCUCCUCCAGCCCCCAGGAGGGAGAGCCCCCCCUGCAGGCCGCCGCAGGCAGCACCCCAUCGGACCCUCCCCGCGGCAACGUGCCAUCUCUCCAGGUGCGUGGCUCUCCUCUGAAGCAGUCUCCGGGCUACCAGCUGGACCUGGUGGUCCAGCUGGUGGGGGUGAGCGGCGAGCCCCCCCAGCAGAUCACCAGCCUGGCCCACAACUCCUCCUACGGCCUUGUGGUUUUGGGUAACAGUGGUGGACUGGCCGUUGUGGACUACCUCCAGCGCACGGUGCUCCUCAACAUGGGCACGUCGGAGCUCUACACCCCCUCGGACCCCUACCAGAGGCAGCCGCGCUCCCCCCGCAAGACCCGCCACCCCUCUGGAGCGUUGUGCGACGGUAACGACGGCCCCACAGCCUCAGAAGACCGCUGCAAAUCGCCCACUUCAGGAUCUGCCUCUCCCUGCAAUUCAGACGAAGAGCCAAAGCAACAAAGGUUCCUUGCUCUGGUGAAGACAAAGAGCAGGCGCUUCUCCAAGACGGUGUCCAGUGACUUUGCCAAGAUCUCAAGGAAAAUAAAUUCCUCCACUGAGCAAAAGCCAGACACUGUGGUGUCGCGGCGGUCUUGGUGCAGGCGUUCUCUCCCCUCUAGGAAGCAUUGCAUGAGUCUGAGGAGAGGCCCGGACGUGGCGCGGCUCACCCUGGACGUGCGCAGAACGCACUCAGAACAGGACCUCAACGCCAAGGACAGCUCCUUCAGCCGCUCCCGCAGCUCCAGCGUCACCAGCAUCGAGCGCGAGUCCCGUGAGGUCAUCUCCUCCUUCCACUUCUGCGAGACGUUCCCCCGCAAGGUGACGGAGGGCGGGCCGGGCCCCUGCCUGAUGGUGGGCACCAGCCAGGGCGCGGUGUUGCUGCUGGACCUCAGCCUGCCCCCCGCGGCCGACCAGCGGCUCUCCCAGCCUGUGGGCGUGUCCAGCUGCGGCACCCUGGUGCGACUGAAGGGUGGGGUGAUGACCAUGGCUCUCCUGGACGCCGCCGGCGCACUGCUGCCCCCUGCCUAUGAGCCGUGGUACGACCCCAACGCCUCGGACGAGGACAAGGAGAAGGAGCGGAGCAGGAGGCGCGGGCCGACGUCCCCGGCCGCCUCCCAGGAGGGCGGCGCGGCGGACGGGCAGUACGCGGUGGUGUGCCUGGAGAAGCAGGCCACGGUGGUGGCCAUGCCCUCCCAGACGGCCGUCUUCAAACACAACAUCACCGAGAGCUCCUUCGUGCUGCGGGCCGACGUGGUGCAGAUGGCCGCCAGCAACUGCAUCGCCUGCUUCUGCGCCAACGGGCACAUCAUGACCCUGAGUUUGCCCAGCUUGCGCCCCCUGCUGGACGUCAACUACCUGCCUCUCACCGACAUGCGGAUAGCACGGACGUUUGCCUUCUCCAACCUGGGCCAGGCGCUGUACCUGACCUCCCCCGCGGAGGUGCAGAGGAUCACCUACAGCCAGGAGACCUGUGACAACCUCCAGGAGAUGCUGUGUGAGCUGUUCACCCCUGUGGAGACACCAGAAGCUCCGAACCGAGGCUUCUUCAAGGGCCUGUUUGGGGGAGGGGCUCAGUCCCUGGACCGGGAAGAUCUCUUCGGAGAGACCGCUGCGGGGAAGGCCUCCCGCAGUCUGGCCCAGCACAUCCCGGGUCCCGGGGGCAUGGAGGGCAUGAAGGGGGCUGCGUCGGGGGUGGUGGGGGACCUGGCCCGCGCCCGCAUCGCCCUGGACGAGAGAGGACAGAAGCUGGGCGAGCUGGAGGAGCGCACGGCGGCCAUGAUGGCCAGCGCCGACUCCUUCUCCAAACACGCUCACGACAUGAUGUUGAAGUACAAAGACAAGAAGUGGUACCAGCUCUGAUGUCGGCACGGCUGAGAACUUCAGACUCUGUAGCAACACACUCCAGUCUUC
This is a messenger RNA of Gadus chalcogrammus (walleye pollock), 4003 nucleotides long. Its product is annotated as syntaxin-binding protein 5-like. Gene Ontology annotation, molecular function: myosin II binding; syntaxin binding; GTPase activator activity. Gene Ontology annotation, cellular component: plasma membrane; cytoplasm; SNARE complex. Gene Ontology annotation, biological process: regulation of protein secretion; regulation of exocytosis. Lineage: Eukaryota; Metazoa; Chordata; Actinopteri; Gadiformes; Gadidae. The coding region runs from base 371 to 3952 and encodes 1193 amino acids. The record is from RefSeq and is a predicted model, not a curated record. The transcript has 29 exons.